AUGGCGGGGAUGGAGCCCCGCAAAACCCCUCCGGAGUACUUCCUGGAGAUCUUCGCCGACACCACUCAUGUGCGAGAUGUACUGAAAGGUGUCCUGAAUCUCAUCUUCUUUCACCGGUAUUUCCCCUCCAUUCGGCCGGUUACCUUUGACGUGCUCGACUUUACACUCCCCGCGAUAAACGAUGCGGACCUGGAGACGCUGAUCGAGUCGCGCGUAUCCGAUUUGGUCAGACAGCAUCUCUCUUCAGCGGCCGGUGGGCAUGAUGGUCAAAUAACUAGUGGGGGCAGGGGCGUGCGAGGACGGAUCGCGGUUGAGUUCUAUGAGAAGAAGCGACGUCGCUCCGGGCAUUGGUUUGGCGGGCUGACUGGCAAAGGCGAGGAAGAGGUUUGCUGGGAGAUCUGGACACUUGAUGUCACCAUCGCCACACCGCGUACUGAGUCUGAACGAGCCAAGGUGCGCAAAGCAAUGGGGAAUAUGCUCCAGAAAGCAGCUUUGAAGAUCUUGAGUGUCGUCAACCGCGAUAAAGACCAUAUUCCGCCCAUCACUACCAGUGAUUCAAAUCCGUUCCCAUAUCGAGUUGUUGUUAACCCUCGUGCCGAUGGUUGGGGAAAUCGCAUGGGGCUUUACUGA
Penicillium bovifimosum is the source of this 630-nucleotide messenger RNA. RefSeq names its product autophagy-related protein 101. The transcript has 3 exons. NCBI's taxonomy places the organism in Eukaryota, Fungi, Ascomycota, Eurotiomycetes, Eurotiales, Aspergillaceae. The record is from RefSeq and is a predicted model, not a curated record. Gene Ontology annotation, cellular component: phagophore assembly site. The coding region runs from base 1 to 630 and encodes 209 amino acids. Gene Ontology annotation, biological process: autophagosome assembly; autophagy.